Messenger RNA from Vairimorpha ceranae, 1551 nucleotides. Its product is annotated as zinc swim- zinc pmz-type protein. Bases 1 to 1551 code for a protein of 516 amino acids. NCBI's taxonomy places the organism in Eukaryota, Fungi, Microsporidia, Nosematidae. The transcript has a single exon. The record is from RefSeq and is a predicted model, not a curated record.
AUGGAAUUAAAUCUCACUGACACUUUUAAAACCAAAGAAGAUCUUAUACAGCACAUAACUGACUAUGCAUCAGAAACGCAUUUUAAAUUUAAUAUUACAGAGACACCUCGUACACUCUCUUUUGUAUGUAAAGGGAAACAAGAAUUCAAUUGUGAUGCUUCUAUAGUCACUUGCUUUAAAAAGAAAGAUAACUGUUUUUCUAUAAAAAGAAUGAAUUUAAAACACAAAUGUCCGAUAGCGAAUAACGAAUUCGCAAAUACAGACGAAUUUCUUAGAAAUGAAAUAUUUAAUAAUAUAACGGAUUAUUCUUCUAUUAGAGUAGGAGAGAUUGUUUCUAUUUUGUACCACAGAGGGAUACGUGUAGGAUAUUCUUCUGUGUAUAAUUUACUAAAAAGUAAAAAUACGGAGGAUAUUAAAUUAUCUUUUUACAGGAAGUUAUCUUCUGAUAAUAAAUCUAAUGAUAUGACUAAUUCAAUAACAGAAGAAUUUUGUACAGAAUUAUCAAAUAUUAACUUUGAUAAAUUAGAUGUAUGUUAUUGUAGUAAUAUGUUAUUCUACAAAAUUAAGAAUUACAUAGACAUUUUAUAUCCUUUAGUAGAAAUAAAAUAUCAUAAAAGAAAAGAAGGUAUAGUAAUAUUUGGUGUUUUAUAUGACCCGAUUGAUGAACCAGUAAUUUAUUCUUGUGUAGUAUCAGAUAAUAACAGUGAUGAAGAAGCUAUAAAAUACUUUUUAUAUAACACUAAUCAUUCAGAUUAUAUUAUUGAAUAUGAUCCAUUGCUUAUAAAAAUAUUAGAAGAUUUAAAAAUUAACUAUUUUGUAAAAACAAGGGAUAUUUGUAAAUAUUUAUAUUCUAAUAUAAAUAAUAAAGGGGAUAUAGAAACAUACUGGAAUAUUUGUAAUGGAAUAAAUUGUAAAAAUACUAAUGAUAAUUUAGAAGAUAAAGAAAAUAACAAUAAUUUACAAAUAAAACAAAAACCUAUUACAUCGCAAUUUAUGUCACAAAUGUUACAUCUUGAUGAAAUAAGAUUUAUAAAAUCUAAAUCUAAUAUAAAAUUACUAAACAUAAAUAAUUUACCUGAAUGUGAUGUAGAUUACAUAAAUUACGGCGUGUUUUCUCUUUCGUUUUACGAGUGUAUUAAUGCAAUAAUCAAAUUAAGUAACGAUAAUUUAAAAUUAAAAAAAAAGUUUGUAAGACAUGACCCGAAAAGUUUAUUUGGUUACAAUGUAGUAAGUAGAAUUGAAAGAAAUGAGAGUAGUAUUCUUAAGGAAGAAUGUAAAGUAGAUCUAGAAAAUGGUAUUUGUGAAUGUGGAAUGUACCAAGAUCUUCUUAUUCCCUGUGUACAUGCUUGUAAAUGUAUUAGGGAAGAAAGGCUUGACCCCUUUUUAUAUGUUAGUAGUGUAUAUUCUAAAGAACAAUAUAAUAAAUUAGAUGAAAUAUUACCGGUAAUGAAUAUUAAUAUUAAAAUGUCAUCUGAUAAAUUUAUUUUGAAGAAAGGGCCUGGAAGACCAAAAAAAAAUAAUGGUAAAGAAAUGGAAAUAAUAGUUGAAUAA